Molecule: messenger RNA, 1170 nt
Organism: Solanum tuberosum (potato)
Lineage: Eukaryota; Viridiplantae; Streptophyta; Magnoliopsida; Solanales; Solanaceae
Exons: 1
Coding region: 1-1170 (389 amino acids)
Source: RefSeq, a predicted model, not a curated record
AUGGCUAGAGACAGCUUUGAUCAAGAAAUAUGGUGGGAACCUAGAUGUUGUCAUGCUAGCUUAUGGUAUGACAAUUGGACACAACUUGGAGCCUUACAUUACAUCAUGCCUCUUGAUCAUGUUAUUGAUGAGAAUUUUGAAGAAGUUAAUCAACUAAGAGUGGAUGAAAGGUGGGAUAAUAACUUGUUGACUAAACUUAUUGAUUCAAGUAUUUGUGAUCAUGUGAAUCAAGUCAUGGGUACAAUUCAGCAGAUAGAGGAAAAUGAUAAACAGUGGUGGAUGCCCAUCAACAAAGGAAAAUUUUAUGUAGGGAGUGCUUUUGAAAUUAUCCAAAGCAGGAAGGAUCCUCACAAGGAUAUAAUGUUUAUAUGGGAGAGGUGCUUGCCUUUUAAGUUUUCUUUUCUGAUGUGGAGGAUAUGGUUUCAAAGGAUUCCAAUUGGAGAAGUCCUGGUUAAAAGUAGGAUAGCUAAUCAUAUAGAGUGUUAUUGUUGUGACACUAAUAAUCGAGAAUCAUUUAACCAUUUGUUUGUACUCUGUCUGAAUGCUACAUAUCUCUGGAAGUUGUUUGCAGGGGCUAUUGGAAUGCAAGGUCCAUUCAUUCAACUGAAACAAACUAUUUAUAAGUGGUGGGAAGAAGAUUGUGCAACUAAGUUGAAACCUUUGUGUAGGGCAGUACCAAGUUUUAUCAUCUGGCAAUUAUGGAAAAGGAGAAAUAUAAUUUUACAUGGGGGUAGCAUGACCAGACAUACUAUGGUGCUGGAGAUUAAUAGGAAUAUACAUUUGAUGGCAAAAUCAAGAUACUCUUGGUUAGCAGAAAUGCCUAAUACUUGGACAUCCAUUGUACAAUUUCUAGAAAACUACACAACACUAAUUAACAAUACUAUGGUGAGGUGGAAGUUUCCUGAAAGGGAAAGCUACAAAUGCAACUCAGAUGGGUCUAGCCUAGGUUCAAAUGCUUUUUGCAUCAAAAAUGGUCAAGGAGAGUUGGUGUAUGUUGAAGCUUGCAAAACUGAGUUUUGUUCUGCAUUACAGGCUAAAGUAAAAGGAUUUAAAGGGGGUCUACUGUAUUGCCUAGGUCACAAACUCCUCCCUCUGACUAUGGAAACUGAUUCGGUAACCAUUAAGAAGAUUUUGGAUGGAAUUUGGAGGUGCCUUGGAUUAUUUCUGUAG